This is a messenger RNA of Nasonia vitripennis (jewel wasp), 5299 nucleotides long. Its product is annotated as calcium release-activated calcium channel protein 1. Lineage: Eukaryota; Metazoa; Arthropoda; Insecta; Hymenoptera; Pteromalidae. Bases 3233 to 4339 code for a protein of 368 amino acids. Gene Ontology annotation, cellular component: membrane. The record is from RefSeq and is a predicted model, not a curated record. Gene Ontology annotation, biological process: store-operated calcium entry. The transcript is spliced from 3 exons. Gene Ontology annotation, molecular function: store-operated calcium channel activity.
CGACGCCGCGACAAGGUCCUUUAAAAGGCUAUAUAUGGCAGGCCGCGCUGCACAUGGAUUUGGCGGUGCGCUAGCGUCGGGAUAGCAGGUGCUGGCGCAGAUACAGAGCGUCGCCGAUAUCGGGUUGCCGUCGGCAGAUAAGGCGUGCUUGAUUAAGCGGCUCGGAUCUUACGCGAUUCCUUUUAUCGGCGCUUUAUACUCGUCAUUGAAAUUUAUGGCCCGCGAAACGUCCAAUCACGCCUGCGCGGCCCGCUGCGUCUUCAAUGAAAUGAGCUUUUUCUUAUCGAUGCGUUUCGUCGUGUUUAUCCAUCUCCCUUAUCAUCUCUCACCUCAUUCCUUCCUGGAUUUUCCCGAAAAUUUUCCCGAAAAUUUUCCCGAAAAAGCAUAGACGGUAGACGAGGCACGUGCUCGCGCGCCGAGAUACUCACGCUCGGCCGAUUGCGCAACGACCAUAAAUUAGAGUCGCGAGCGCGGCGGCAAGAGCAACAAAGCGCGCAUCCUCGAUAUAGCCGAGCGCGGAUAGUGAUAAACGCUCCACGGGGAAUUCUUUUCUCUUUUUUCUCGCAGAACCGCGCGCAUUACCCUCCGUGGCGUCAGCGAAUAAAAGUAGGUGUCAUAAGUGACUUUUAACGAAUUAUCGGCUUUCCGCUCGAUCUACGGCUUUUUUGCCGCUAAUCGCAUAUACGGCGCGGCUCGAGUCGAUUGCUGUUUUUUUUUCUCUUCGAUCGCGGCGCAGCCCACACUUAUCGCUUUUUUCGAGUUAGCUUCGCGCCGAUCUCGAUAAUAUACGAACUCCGUUGGGAAUUUGAAUGGAUUUCAUUCUAUAUAUAUAUAUAUACUGCGCGACGGUGUAAACAUUCAAUCCUCGCGCAGUUACACUAUGACGAAACGGAAAUUUUUCCACUGCGUCGCGUCCACGGUUUGCGCAUGGUCCGCUUAUAUUUUUUCAGCUAGCGCGCGGAUCGCGUUCCCGGGAAAAAUUAAAAAUAAUCAUCCCGGCGCGCGGAAAUUAGUCGCAGAGAAAUAACGAGGCCCUCGCCCGUAGGUUUGAAAAAGAUGUCGCGACUCGAAUAACAAUGACAUAAUGAACUUUGAAAUCACUUCAUCAAAAUUAGCGACACAUUUAUAAAGGAUAAUCCGUUGUGAGUUGCGCAAUUACCGGCCCGCGGUGGCCACGGUAAAAAUGUGUAACGGAAGCGAACAAUAAACUUUAUCCCCUCGCAUGAUCGAGAGACUCCGCGAGAGCUCGUUAUAAGUAUAGGCAGCAAAUAUUUGCCUUAAUAAUUGUUCUGACGCGCAGAUACCGCCGCGCCGGCGCAGGUGGACACAUCCUGUUUGCCAUUUGCGCUCGUUAUAAUGUUUAGCGAGGAUUUUAGCGGACGCCUCUAUUGUUUUGUGCAUUAGCGCUGAUAAUUCGCUGAUCAAAUGACGGGCUUUCCGCUAUCGCUCGCCGCAUCUCUCUCUCACUCUCUCAAUCGGCGAUUCAUCGAUAUUUUUUCUCCUCCGCAUCAUCGGCCCCGCGUUUUCCUGUUUCCUGCCGGGGGAUUACUCUGAUUUGGGUUCUUGCGGUAUGCGAGAUGUAUUUUCGAGAGAUUUUUUCCCGUUGAAAAUUGCGAAUUUCAAUGACACAGUGCGUCGAGCGUCUUCGGAAAAAACGGUGUCGGCAAUUUGUCAGCGGCGAUUGUUUGCAUGACGCGCUGGCGUUUCUAAUGUGCCGAGGUUUGCUCUACGAGUGCUUUUACAAGUGUUUCAAUUUCAAUAUGACAGCGAUACAUGUUAUUUUUUUUUUUUUUUUUUAAUAAUUAGUUAUCCAAUUUUUCGCUCCAGCGAAAUACAGGAUGAAAUCCGGAAACAAUUAGUUGUGCGAGCCGAGGGUUUUUUCGUCUGUUUACUCAUAUAUCGACGAUGCGCGCGGUCUCGGCAAUGAAUUAUGCCGGCUCUAUGAUCGGUCGAAAAUAGCGCUGCGGAGUCGCCAAUCAGCGAAACGGCUCGAAUAAUGAAAUAAUCCGUGACACGAUGGAUUUAAUUGUCGUUCCGAGAAAACAGAGCGGGGCAUACCUAGUUAUUGCCAUCCGUGAUUCAUAAAUCCUUUGUGCCACUAGGUAUAUUCUUUCGGUUGCGUGCGUGUAAGCUGGAGUAAUAAAAAUUUUUCCAAAACCGAGCAAAUAUAGCGGCUCGACGCGCGUAUUUAUACUUGGUUUAAGUAGAACGAGUCGGCUGCGAUAAGAGGCCGUCCAGAUUAGUUUCCAUCAGCAGAGAUUUCCCUCACUCGCCGUUAAAUCCGAAAGCUGCUCGGCGAGUGACAUCGUCUCUGCUAUACAGCCGCCUAAAUUUUCCGCUCGAGAGAGAGAGGAGAGAUGGAGAAAAAGUCAUGGCGAUCGGUCGGCUUAUCUACCGCCGGUCAUCUUGGAAAGGCUCGCAUUGUCCGCAUAGUCGAGAAGCGACUUUUCGCCGUCUCGGACACACACGCAGCGCGCGAGAAGGUUUUACGCACACGCGGACCGACCGAGUCGCGCAGCCGGUUAUUAUGCAUGUGCGCGGCGCUGAUACGGGCCGAAGGUAAUUCGUACUAUUGUUAUGAUCGCGAGUGGUGCGCGCGCGCGUGUGGGUAGCUAGCGGUAUACAUACCAAGACUCGCCGCGGCGGCCCGACCGAUCGCUCAGUCCUGCUGCGGAGUCGAGAGCGCCAACUCUCCUGUCGCGCCUUUUCCGCCCCGAGCUCGAGGGACAGCCGACAGGGACUUGCAUAGGCUGCGCAUCAUCGGUCAUCGUCGCCGGCGACUCGCGAGGAUGAUGCCGACUGCGAGGAGGCCGCGAGUCGAGCGGCCCUAGGCUGCUCGGACCCGGGCGCAACUCGAAGAGGAGGCCAGGACUUUUCUUCCUUCGCCGCGCUGCCGCCGCCGCCGGUUACAUAAAAAAUUCAUCCGCGUGACGCAACGCUCGCGAAAUCGAGGAGAGGAAGAGUGCGUUUCUGAUAAAGCUCGGCAACGAUGCUGCGGGCCGCGAAGAAGAACCGGCGAUCCCUCGACGACGACUACGACGACGCAGGAGACGCGACGAUCGCCGACUCUGUGUGUGCGUGCGCGUGGGCGUCUGCGCGCGCGUCUGCAGAUAAUAAAGAUAUCCAGGGGGUCUAGUUCGACGAGAACCGAGCGGAGCAAACACGCGCACGGGGCGUUGCACCUGCUUGCGGCGAUAACUGGCGGAUCAACAGGUGCGGGGACUGCCUCGAGAUGAGCAACAACAGCAACAACGGCAGCAGCGCUCAGCUCGACGGCGCCGAGCCGUCGGAGAAAGCGGGCAAGCGGCCGAGCGCCAAGUCGCUCAACUCGAAGGUGGCCUCCGUCGAGGAUUUGCUGCCGAGCCGGUCCAGCAAGUCCACGCAGAUCGACGCCUCCGCUUGGAGGUUUCAAACGCGAACCCGGCCCACGUCGAUGGGCCAGCUCUCGCGUCACAGCCAGUUCAGCGAGCUGAGCUACGCGAACUACAACAGCAGCGGCGGCGGCGGCGGCGGCGGCAGCCCGAGCUACAGCUUCUCCACUACGCAGAGCGAGAUGGUGCUGGCGCCUCCGCCGUCGCGUCAGCGCCUUCCCAACAACCAGCCGAGCCGCUACACGGCCCUCGACAUGCCGAGGGUGCUGCCUUCGGGCGUAUCCGCCUCCGGGGGCAACUGCUGCUGCAGCUGCGCCUGCAAGGCCGGCGGACCGAACCUGGGGCCCAGCACCGCCCACACGAGCCCGGAGAACCAGGACGGACCCGAGGGCCUGUCCUGGAGGAGGCUGCACAUGAGCAGGGCCAAACUCAAGGCCACUGCCACGACGUCCGAGCUGCUCAGCGGUUUUGCCAUGGUGGCCAUGGUGGAGCUCCAAAUAAACGAGCCGACGGCUGUGCCCGAGUGGCUCUUCGUCAUGUUCGCCGUCUGCACGACGGUCCUGGUCUCCGUCCACAUCUUCGCCCUGAUGAUAAGCACGUACCUGCUGCCGAACGUCGAGGCGAUCAGCAAAUUGCAAGUGUCCCGGUUGGUGACCGAGUCGCCGCACGAGCGGAUGCGCGGCUUCAUCGAGCUCGCCUGGGCCUUCUCCACUGUCCUCGGACUCUUCCUCUUCCUCGUCGAGGUCGCCAUACUCUGCUGGGUCAAGUUCUGGGACUACUCGUUCACAGCUGCCACCGCCAGCACCGUCAUCGUCAUUCCCGUUCUCAUAGUCUUCAUCGCGUUCGCGGUGCACUUCUACCACUCGCUCGUCGUCUACAAGUGCGAGGCCUCGGUCAGCGACAUGAAGGAGCUCGAGAAUAUCAAGAGGAACCUGGAUAACGCGUCCUUGGGACACAGCAGGGUGUGAGAGACUUUCGGCAUACCUGUACAGUGUCCGGCGCCGUUGAGUGUGCUCUGUCGACAUUAUUUUGUAUAACGUUUCUUUUUAUAAUGAAAGUGCAACGAAGGUAUGUAGGUUUUUUACCGAACGCUUUCUGCACGUGUGACACGAAUUUACAGAUAAAAUGCCAAGUGUAUACUUAAGGCUAGAACGUGGCCGUUAUGUAUCGCGAAAAAGAGACUUUGUUCCUUUUACUCUGCCGAUGCUUCCAGUCACCAAGUGACAUGUUGGUGUCACACGCAAAACAAUCGUAAUAAAGAAUUCCAACGAGACUCGGCCUGUUCAAAAUUAGUAACGAUUAGCUGACACAAUUUUAAUGACUAUAUUCGGAUCUAUUCAGCACACACCCCAACGUUCAAGACCAAUUAUAAGGAUUCUCAUAUGUUCAAAAAACUUCAAGCAUAAUAAUAUGACUUUGCUGUAGUCGCGGGAAAUUGAUGAAUAACGAAAGCGUCGCUAUUCCACGAGAGGAAAAUAAAAACGAUGCUUUUACAAUUUCUAUAAGUACUGAGAAACUCUUUGAUAAACAUAUCGUGCGUUGGUCGCUAUUUUUAAUUAUGACUCUUGAACUAUAAUGGAUAUCUAAUUAUAGGCUUGAUCAAAUAGCUUCUAAGAGCAAUGUUACUCGAAAGCGCUAGAACAUAGAAAUAAAAAUUGGUUAACAUGAUUGUGUUCAAGUACUUAUGAGCAAGAUUCAAUCUUGAAAAAAAAACUCAAUUCAUACUUGCAUUUCUCUUCGCCGUGUUUCUCUAUAACAUCUGAAGAAGGAAAGUCAUAUUUUCGAUUUCAUAAUAUUGUAAAGACUUAUAACUUGUAAAAUAUAUCGAAGAAUCAGCUUUAAAUACAAGUGUACAUUCAACACAUAUAAAUUGUAUAAUAUAGUAUGAGAAAUUUGAAUAACUAUUUAAAUGAAGAAAGUCUCGACAA